Messenger RNA from Nerophis lumbriciformis (worm pipefish), 1972 nucleotides. It is a transcript of the gene serinc3, whose product is annotated as serine incorporator 3. The record is from RefSeq and is a predicted model, not a curated record. Lineage: Eukaryota; Metazoa; Chordata; Actinopteri; Syngnathiformes; Syngnathidae. Gene Ontology annotation, cellular component: membrane.
AACAUUGUCUUUCGUACAAAUAUGAGAGCUCUCAGAAGAGAAGAGCAUCGUGACGAACAACGUCGAAAAGGAAGCGGAGUUGUCAAAUAGUUGACGCACCACGAACGUCUCACUGAAGGCUAUCAUGGGAACUGUAGUGGCGGCUUUACCCCUCGUAAGCUGGGUUCCAUGUCUUUGCAGCAGUGCCACAUGUGUGGUGUGUAGCUGCUGUCCAAGCAGCAGGAACUCCACAGUGACCAGGAUCAUCUACGCUUCCAUCCUGCUGCUGGGUACCGUGGUGGCCUGCGUCAUGUUGUCACCGGGUGUGGAUCAGCAGCUUAAAAGGAUACCAGGCUUCUGUGAAGAUGGAGCAGGUUCUUCCGUACCUGGCAUGCAAGCAGAUGUUGACUGCCAGAUGUUUGUUGGCUACAAAGCCGUGUACCGCGUGUGUUUUGGAAUGAGUGUGUGGUUCUUUGGCUUUUCCAUUCUAAUGAUUAGCAUCAAGAACAGCCGAGACCCCCGUGCCGCCAUCCACAAUGGGUUUUGGUUCUUCAAGAUUGCUGCCCUGGUGGCCAUUACAGCCGGUGCCUUUUACAUUCCAGAAGGGCCUUUCACCUAUGCAUGUUUUGUUGUCGGUUCUGGUGGAGCUUUCUUCUUCAUUGUGAUCCAGCUGGUGCUGCUGGUGGACUUUGCACACUCCUGGAACGAGUCUUGGUUGGACAAAAUGGAGAAUGGCCACUCCAGGGGCUGGUAUGCAGCCUUGGUGGUGGUCACUAUCGUCAACUACAUCCUGUCUUUCAUUGCUGCUGUUCUCUUCUUCAUCUUCUACACCAAAGCUGAUGAUUGCUUCAUCAACAAGUUCUUCAUCAGCUUCAACAUGUUGUUGUGCACAGUGGCCUCUGUUAUCUCUGUGCUGCAUAAAGUACAGGAAUGUCAGCCUCGCUCUGGUCUCCUGCAGUCGUCCAUCAUCACCCUGUACACCAUGUUCCUCACCUGGUCUGCCAUGAGCAACGAACCAGAUCGGACAUGCAACCCGAGCCUGCUGAGUAUCUUUCAGCAGAUGGCAGGGCCCACCGUGGCCCCCGUGGAGGUGGACAACCAGACUGCUGUGGUGGUCAUUGGCACGGAGGAACCCAUCCUCACAUCACCUUACCUGCAGUGGUGGGAUGCUCAGAGCAUCGUGGGGCUCACUAUAUUCGUCUUAUGCAUCAUCUACUCAAGCAUUCGUUCCUCCAGCACCAGCCAGGUGAACAAACUGACUAUGGCCUCCAAAGACUCCACCAUCCUGUCAGAGGCUGGAAGUCUGGACUCCUCUGGAGUCCAGACUCACUCAGUACCGAGGCGUGUGAAGGACAAUGAGCAGGACCUGGUCCAAUACAGCUACUCUUUUUUUCACUUCAUGCUCUUCCUCGCCUCCCUUUACAUCAUGAUGACACUCACCAGCUGGUACAGUCCAAACGCAGAUUACAGCAUCAGCAGCAAGUGGCCAGCAGUGUGGGUGAAGAUCACAUCCAGCUGGUUGUGUUUGUGUUUGUACAUUUGGACCCUGCUGGCUCCCAUCAUCCUCACCAACAGAGACUUCAGCUGAUCCUCCUCAGAAUAUACCACACACAUCACAUGUGGCCAUCAUGCCAGCUGGAACACUGCUGCCUUCCCCCUAGUGCAGCCUGCACUGAGGUCAGUUUCUUUCAGUUUCAGAAAAUAUUGACCUUCUUUUGCUUUGCAUCCUAACAAUAUUUCACUCUUUCGAGACCAUUGAAUAGUCUCACAUUCUACUUUUUAACGCUGCUCUUUGUUUUAUACUUUUUAUUUUCUGUACAUUACAGCAAACUUCUUACGCAGAACUUUAUUAUUAUUAAUAUGUAUUACAUAUCACAUGCUUGCCCUUAAUAGAAAUUGUAGCCAUUUGUCAAAUAUAUGCGCAUGUUUUCAAAUCAUUGUUGCUGUAAUUAUAAUUGAAAACAACUGUUUGUAAAUAAAUGUCUUCACACAA